This is a messenger RNA of Chiloscyllium plagiosum (whitespotted bambooshark), 2447 nucleotides long. Lineage: Eukaryota; Metazoa; Chordata; Chondrichthyes; Orectolobiformes; Hemiscylliidae. The record is from RefSeq and is a predicted model, not a curated record.
AGCUCAGGCAUUGAAUCCAUUAGCAACAGCAGCGAAGGAGAGAGUGCAGCAGGGACAGGGAGGGAGAAAAUAAAAACAGAAACAGAGAGAGAAAGAAAGAGAGAGAAACGAGAGUUCACAGAGAGACAGGGAGAGAAUCAGACAGAGACACAGCGAUGGCUGACGAUGAGGAGGAGGUUGUGUCGGGUCCAGUUUGCUCAUACCUCACGUACAAGUCCGAGGGGGACCGGCUGUACAUGCUGGGGGAGUAUGAGAAGGCCAUCAACAGUUACACACAUGCUCUUCAACAAGAACCAAAGAACAGGAACUGUCUGGUUGCCCGUUCCCGAUGCUACCUGGCAAUGGGAAACACUACACUUGCUUUGAAGGAUGCAGAGGCCUCCCAGUUGGGCAAUAAGGAGUUCUAUAAGGGCCUUUAUCGAAAGGCUGAAAGCCUUUACGCUAAAGGUGAGUUUGAACUUGCAUUAAUGUUCUAUCAUCGAGGACAUAAACUCCGUCCAGAUGACCGGAAUUUCCGCCUGGGAAUUCAGAAAGCUCGGGAAGCAAUCGACAAUUCAGUUGGAAGCCCUUCCUCAGUGAAGCUUGAAACUAGAGGCGACCUGUCCUUCUUUUACAGAAGAGAGGAGAAAGUCCUACCAAAAACCAAAUCUCAAUUGCGAAGGCAGAAAUUAAACCUGAAGCAGCAGAGUAUGAAAACUGAACAGGAUGCACCGAAAACCAAUAAAACAGUGCGAGUGCUUCUGGGAGAGCUAUAUGGAGACAAGGAGUACCUGGAGAAUCUGCUCCUUGACAAGGAACUGAUGAAAACCAACACAGAAAGUGGAGGCACCAUCCAGGAACUGAUCGUGAACGGGAUCACAUUCCUGGAUACACGCACUGAGUUCUGGAGGCAGCAGAAACCUAUCUUCGCCCGAGAGCGUGAGCAGCGAAUAAAGGCACAAAGCUGGAAAACCCAAAGGAAGCAAGCUGAGACAGAGCAAACAACCUUCAUCCUCCAGCGCAUGGAGGAGAUCGACAUGUUGUUGGCUGAUGGUUAUCCUGAGGAAUGUAAGACUAAGGCCAUGGAAUUGGUGCAAAUUGUGAAAGAGUGGUCACAGAGAGAGGUUCCUAACAAGGCUGAAUUCCUGGGAAACCUGUAUAACACCAUCGGGCUCGCCCAAGUUGAGCUGGGAGAAUUUGAGGAUGCUCUGACAAGUCAUCAGAAAGACCUGCAAAUUGCCAGGAAAUUUGACAACCUAGAAGCAAAAUCAAGAGCCCUCGACAACAUCGGCAGAGUGUACGCAAGGAUCGGUGAAUUUUCAAAGGCUGUGGAGGUUUGGUCAGAGAAGGAACCUCUAACGAAAACCCACCUUGAACGUACUUGGCUCUUCCAUGAGAUUGGGCGAUGCCACCUGGAACUCGGCAACAACGUGGAAGCUCGAGAUUACGGUCUGAAGGCUUUGGCAUCGGCGCAAAAGACGGGAGAUGAAGAGUGGAAAAUGAACGCCAAUGUACUUGUGGCGCAGGCUGAACUUAAACAAAGCAAACUUCAGACGGCAGUCACAUUCUUUGAACAGGCAUUGAGCAAAGCCAGGCUGCUGAAUGAUGAGCCAGCACAGGAGGCAAUCUCAAAUGCGCUGAAAGAUAAUAAAAGGCAGAUCGAGCAGGCUGAGCAGUUGAAACAGAAGGAAAUUGAGCAGCUACAAGAGAAACAGAGAGCCCAUCGGCUGAAACACUUAAAGAUACUUCUUGAUCAGACAGUUCCGUCUCGAGAGGGAACUGAGCAAGAUGCCAGCCAGAUUGAGGAACAAGCACCUGAAACCGUUGAGAGUGAAGGAGGUGCUGUGUCUGAGGAUGCCAACCAGGCUGAGGAACAAUUGCCUGAAAAUGUUGAGAGUGAAGGAGUUGUGGCUGAGGAUGACAAACAGGUUGAGGAAGAAGUGCCUGAAAAGGUUGAGAGUGAAGGAGCCAUGUCUGAGGAUGCCAACCAGGCUGAGGAACAAUUGCCCGAAAAAUUUGACAGUGAAGAAGUCAUGUCUGAGGAGACAAAGACACAAAGUGGUGACACAGAAAACACAACCAGAGAAGUUAAAUUAGAGCAAGGAGAAACAGCAGAGGAUGGUGAAAUAGAAAAGGAGACAGCAGAAGAGGUUGAAGCAGAAAAAGAAGAGUCAGCAGAAGUGACAGAAAAAGAAGAAACAGGGGAUGACAUUGAAAAUGAAAAAGAAGAAGCUGCGGAUGAAGAGACAGAUAAAGGAGAGACUGCAGAGGAAGCUGCAGCGCCAAAGAAUGAGUGAAACAUGUCAGGGAAUAAUUCUUCUCAGCCCACCUUUGUUGAUGUGAUAAUGUCUAGAAGCAUAUCUCCGUGUAACUAACUUUGUUUUUAUUAAUAAAUGAUAUUACCUUUAAUUUUUAAGUCCGGCCCUUGUAAGCAUGAAGACAUUGCUAUAAAUACAGAUUAUAAAUAA